Sitodiplosis mosellana (orange wheat blossom midge) is the source of this 1015-nucleotide messenger RNA. RefSeq names its product peptidyl-prolyl cis-trans isomerase H. NCBI's taxonomy places the organism in Eukaryota, Metazoa, Arthropoda, Insecta, Diptera, Cecidomyiidae. Bases 157 to 708 code for a protein of 183 amino acids. The transcript has 3 exons. Gene Ontology annotation, cellular component: intracellular membrane-bounded organelle. Gene Ontology annotation, molecular function: peptidyl-prolyl cis-trans isomerase activity. The record is from RefSeq and is a predicted model, not a curated record. Gene Ontology annotation, biological process: protein peptidyl-prolyl isomerization; protein folding.
UUUACCUCUCUUUCAUGUGAAACACACUGAAUACGACACAUUUCGUUCUGUUGACAGCGAUUUCAAUCGUUUUCAGUUUUGAGCUUGUUGUUUUCUGAUUGUUCCCGACAAACAUUGGUAUCAAUUUAUUUUUAGUAAAAACAAACACAAGUAAAUAUGCCAACUUGGAAUCAAAUUCAAUCCCAAUUGAGGCAUCCAAACAAUCCGGUGGUGUUCUUUGAUGUUUCGGUCGGAACUACAGAAAUUGGUCGAAUGAUCUUGGAAUUGUUUGCAGACGUUGUACCAAAAACGAGUGAAAAUUUCCGACAGUUCUGCACCGGAGAGUAUCGCAAAGAUGGCAUACCGCUCGGCUAUAAAGGCGCCAAUUUCCAUCGUGUUAUUAAGGAUUUCAUGAUUCAAGGUGGUGAUUUUGUGAAUGGUGACGGAACUGGUGUGAUAAGCAUAUACGGUGGCACAUUCCCUGACGAGAAUUUCUCACUGAAGCACGAUUCGCCGGGUUUAUUGUCGAUGGCAAACAGUGGCAAAGAUACAAAUGGCUGCCAAUUCUUCAUAACGUGUGCCAAAUGUAAUUUCCUUGACAAUAAGCACGUUGUAUUCGGUCGCGUCCUGGACGGUUUGUUGAUUAUGCGAAAAAUCGAAAACGUUCCCACCGGACCAAAUAACAAGCCAAAAUUACCCAUUGUCAUUUCACAAUCGGGAGAACUAUAAAGGAACACACCGGACUGACUGUUCAAUGAAAUAUUUUUUUAAGCGCAUCAUCAGUAAUCACAAGCGAUGAUUUAAUUUUAACAUUUGAUUCCUUUGUCACUCAUUGCAUUUUUGAAAUUGUGAAAUGAAAACCCAAUUUUUAAGAGAUAAAAAUGAAAAUUUAAAAUGUGAGAAGAAGAGAGAAGAAAAAAACUCCAUUUAGAUGUGUUUGAUUUGUGUUUAAUUUAGUAUCGAUAAAAACAAAUACAAUUCGUUUUAUAAUAAAUAGGGCAACAUAAAAUUCCAAUGAUCACGUGGUAAACUUAAA